AUGCCCGACAUAGACCCCGCGGCUCUCAGCCGCCCGUCUGUCAGCCAUUCGACCCCCGUUCUAAAAUCUAUAACUGUUUCCGCGCCCGCCUCCCAAAAAAUAACCAAAACGAGCCAAAUCAUCCCCGCGCGCAUCGAUCUCGAACCCCUGUAUGCCAGCUUGAAGUCAGCCAUUGGCAACGAACAAUGGAACUUCUACAAAGAGUCGACGACGGAGUUUAUGAGCGGCCGGUUGAAUCAGGUCGAGUAUUCGGACCGCGUCGAUGGCAUCCUAUCCUCACCCAAUGGCGAGAAAGUACACAUGCACAACCAGCUUCUUGCUGCAAUAUAUGGAAACCUCACAAGGGAAAUGCCCGACCAGGGGCUGGCACCAUGGGUUUCUGCCAACGACAAACCCCCUCCCGUUGUCGGCGCCAAGCCCGUGACUGGUGAUGCUGCCGAAAGGAAGUUAAAGGGCGAGGUCAUGCAACUUCACAGCCGUGACAGGAGGCGCAUCAAGGACUUGGCGCAAAACAAUUUUGACCCAUUUGAGUCUAUGGCAGAUAUGUUCACAGAACACCAUAGAGCUAAGCCAACGCGAGUCCCGGAUAUACCUCCUAGUGCGAGCGGCCUGAAUAAGAUGAAUUGGGAUCUGGAGAUACGCAAGCGCUUUGCGCAACCUCUGGCUGUCGAGUCGGGCGAGUUUCCAGAUGUUGCAAGCAUCGAGUCAAAGAUGCUGCCCAUAUCAUAUGAGGCAGGACUCGUAAACGGAGCCUCCGCAGAUGCUGCCCAGUUUAUGGCUGUCGCGACUGAGACUUUCAUCAAAGAAUUCCUUUCGACAGUGUUGAGCAGGACGAAAAGCAAUGGCCCAGGAGACUCAGGCGUCGCUGGGUUUGGCUCUGGGACUGGUUGGAUCCAGACGCACAAAUACCGCCGACAACUCCGGAAAGAAGAGGUCGCCUUCAACAAAGGAGAGUUGACCAGGGACAAGAGCGGUCUCUUGCCUAUCGAGUCAAAAGCAGCAAGCGAGCGAGCACCACUCGGCAUGGCCGAUCUGCGACUAGCAAUGGAAAUCGGUGACUGUGGCGUCAGCAAUUUUCCACUCGUCAGGAAAUCCGUCGUUUACAACUACAGGGAUGGUGAGCUGGAGAAUUACGACAACUAUACCUGGCUGCAUGGUCGCAAACCUCUGGGCCUGGAUGGGCCUUUGACGAACGGUACAGCCCACCCGGAUGCCAUGGACAUUGACGAAGAACCUUCUCCAUGGGAAGGUACAGAUCCUCAGGAUCUGCAGGCUCUCGACAGCGUCUUGGACUCAUGCCUGGCUAUACCCUAG
This is a messenger RNA of Anthostomella pinea, 1314 nucleotides long. Lineage: Eukaryota; Fungi; Ascomycota; Sordariomycetes; Xylariales; Xylariaceae. The record is from the annotation of a GenBank genome assembly.